AACGAUGAAAUCAAAGAACAAAAACCCUCGAUUCAACAUGCUAAACCCUAAACUAAAGUCCCCUCUUCUCCGUUCUGCUUAUUUUCCCUUAAUUUUCCGGAACAAAACAUAACUUAAAUAAACAAGGACAAAAGACAACAACAAAAGAUGGUCUGGUUUCAAUGCGAGGAGUGCGGCGAGAACUUGAAGAAACCCAAGUUGGCAAAUCACUUCAGGAUUUGCUCUGCUUCCAAGUUUUCGUGCAUUGAUUGUGGAGUUAUUUUUGGGCAACAAAAUGUUCAAAGCCAUACACAGUGCAUAACUGAGGCUGAAAAAUAUGGUCCAAAGGGACAAGGGCAAACACCAAAUGGUUCGAAUGCAAAACCCAACAAGCAAACAAAGGAGAAACCUGAUGUUGAUAUCAAUGUGGGGCUGUCUCAACGUCCUCCAUGGUUUUGCAGUCUUUGCAAUACCAAGGCUACUAGUCAGCAGACCUUGCUUCUUCAUGCUGACGGAAAGAAGCACAGAGCAAAGGCUAGAGCGUUCCAUGCUAAGCAGCAACCUAAACAGACAGAAGAAUCUGCUCCGGAUACUAAGGAUUCAGCUGAAAACAAAGAGAAUGGUGAGUUGCCAGAAAAUAAAUCUGUUGGAGAGGACGAAUCACAGGAUCAGUUCAAAGAUGGCCAACCCCAAAUCAACUCCGAAGCAGCAAACGGUUACAUAUCAUCAAAUAAAAAGAGAAAGCUAGACAAUAGCUCCGAUGAAACAGGCAAUGGAGAAAUCACUCAGGUUGAGGACGAAAAGGCAAAGAAAUCCAAUCAUAAUGCCGUAAAAGAAGAUAUAGUGGAAUCUGCCUCGACAAAAGAAGAUACGAAAAAGAAGAUAAAGUGGAAGAAAUUGAUUAAAGAAGCCUUGAAAUCCAGUCCCAAUGGAGUUUUGAAGAGGAAGCUGCAAAAACAGGUUCUAAAGGCUCUCCAGGAAUUGGAUGUGGAUGAUGAUAAGUCCCAACUAAGUGAAAUGUUACAGCACAAGAUUUCGUCAAGUGCAAGAUAUUCAGUUGACAGUAAAUAUGUUCGCCUAGUAGCGAAAGACUAAAAAUCAAGCUUUAAUGAAGCUCUUUGAGUUUUGAUUUUGGAGGAUGACAAUGUCGCCGGUAUUUGGUUUUCCCAUGUCAGUUUUACGGUCAGUUCAUUCAAUUUUGUCAUUUUAUCAUCUCAAAUGCUCGUAGUAAUCGUCAAAUUUGAGGUUCGAA
Molecule: messenger RNA, 1231 nt
Organism: Hibiscus syriacus
Lineage: Eukaryota; Viridiplantae; Streptophyta; Magnoliopsida; Malvales; Malvaceae
Product: UBP1-associated proteins 1C-like
Biological process (GO): rRNA processing; negative regulation of transcription by RNA polymerase II
Cellular component (GO): nucleolus
Molecular function (GO): DNA binding; zinc ion binding
Source: RefSeq, a predicted model, not a curated record